AUGGCGCCGCCGCGGUCUGCGUGCCGGGCGCUGCUGCCGGCGCUGGCGCUCGCCCUGCUCGGCCUCGCCGCCGCCGCGGGGCCGCGCCAGACCCCGCCGCUGGAGCUGGCGCAGGAGCUGGCGGAGGAGCUGUGGAGCGCGGGGCUGCCCGGCGACCUGCCCGAGCUGGAGCCCGAGUGCCGCAGCCUCCUGGGCGCCUUCGCGGAGGGCAGCGCGGCGCUGACGGGCUGCCUGGGCCGGCGCGCCCGCCCGGUGCGGCUGUGCCAGGGCUGCCACGGCCACUACCGCCGCCUGCUCGCACAGUACGGCAGCAUCGCCCGCGCCGUCGGGAAUUCCUCUGAGAGCCACAAUUGUGCCAAAAGCAUCUUGACCUCAGACAGGCUGCAGAUAGUUGUGACCCUUUCAGAGUUCUUCAAUGAAACCUGGGAGGCAGCCAACUGCGCAAAUUGUUUAAAGAAUAACAGUGAGGGAUUAUCAAAUUCUACUGAAGAAUUCCUGGAUUUAUUCAAUAAAUCUCUGACAUGUUUUGAACAUAACCUUCAGGGGCAAGGCAUUGAUCUGUCACCAAAUAACUACACAGAAGUGUGCAAAAACUGCAACGAAACCUACACAAAAUUGAAUGAUCUGUAUAACCACUUGCAGAGGAUGAACAGGCAAGGUGGUGAAUCUGCACACUCUGCACACUUGUGUAUUGACGUGGAAGAUGCAAUGAACAUCACUCGGAAGCUUUGGAGCAGGACUUUCAACUGUUCUCUUCCCUGCAGUGAUACAGUCCCAGUGAUUGCAGUUUCAUCCUUUAUCCUCUUCCUACCUAUUGUUUUUUAUCUUAGUAGCUUCCUUCACUCAAAGCAGAAGAAACGGAUACUCAUUUUGCCCAAGCGCAUCCAGUCAAAUGCCAAUCUUGUGAACAUCCAAGAAAAAUACAGCUGAGCUGCAAAACAAAUCCUGAGAGCUGCUGCUGGUAUACAAGGAGAAGUGAGGUAAAGUCAAGUCACUGGAGAUGCUGAAUUUACUGGUCUAGAGCUUGCUGUGGCUUAAUACAGAGGUGUUUACAGGAACUUUGUGGGGUAAAAGUUGUGUUUUCUAGGUAUCUGUUUUAGCAGUAAGUGAACUGGCGGGUUCUCUGACUUAAAAACUAUUCUGAAGAACAAGAAUAUACUGUUAGGAAUUGGUGACUUUCAAGAAAUAGUUUUAAAAUGUUAUUCCUGUGAAAUGGAUGGAUGUAAACAAAUUCAGACUUUGAGAACUCCAAAGCUGAUGGAGAAAUUUGUGCAAUAACUGCAGGUAUGGGUGAUGCUGCUCUCAGCACCAAAUUAUGGGCACAAUUUGAUGGCUGCAACAAUAGUGGCAGUUCAGUUUGUUUAUUGUAUUUCUGAUUUGGGAGAGUGGUAGUGUUUAAAUUAUUUAUAACUGUACCUGAGGUUAAUGAAUGCCAGAGCCUUUGCUCCAAUUUUUCAAUGUAUUUUCUAACCUGGAGAUAAAAAAGAAUGGUUAUUACAGCUAAAAAAAAAUUAAAUUUCUCUUGGAUCUGUGUCUGUGUAAAAAUACCCCAUGAAAUAGUUGUAUUUGAUUUGGUUUGGAGCCUAUAAUGUUGAAUUUUUCCUUUGCACUAAGGCUCAAAUAAAUAUAUAACAGUGUAACAAAAACAGUCCUAAAGCUCUUCAAGUAAUUUGUUUUAUUAAUAAUUUUAUUUGUUAUUUUUGUUCUGUUAGGACAUGCUGUUGGUUUUGAAGUCAAGCUUAACAAGUUUAUUAAACAAUAUAUUUAAUAAUUAGUAAAAUACUGUGUUAGCAACUGGUCCCAGCUGCCUGAUUGCCUUUUUGUGUUUUAUCAGAAAGCAGUAUCUGUGUAACAUGUGAAUUACUAGAUCAGGAAUCACUUUGUUUUAGGUAGUUAACAACAAUGAUAGAAAAAUGUGUUUCUCUUGUGUAACAGUACCUUCAUUCCGCUGGGAGGGGCAUGCUGCCUUUUAAGAAAAAAAAGUAUUUUUUAUAUCUAUUAUUCUUAAACUUCAACAUUCUGGUACUUAUUCAGCUGCCUGCUCUAAUAGCAUUACAUUGAUUUGGGACAUCAUAUGAUUGAGAGCUGUUCAAAGGAAUCUUUCAUUCGUGCAGAUAAAGCCAGUUUGUAUGUGCAGCAUUUCAGAAUGACAGCUUUUAUACUGUAAGCGGUGGCUUUUUGAGCACAUUCAUGUUAAAUAGGUCUGAAAGUCAUUACUUUUGGAUAUGGUGGUUAAGCACUUUAAAAAAAAUCAGCUUUUCUUAUUUUCCUGGCUUCUAAGCCAAACGGAAAUACUCAUGUGACUUUUGUUGGUUUUGAUUUUAAAGCAGCAGCAAAGUUUACACUUGAGAUUUUUAAUGUUAAAUCUACUAUUUUCUCCUUUUUUUCUCCUCCCCACCCCAACUUCCUAUUGUGAACUUUCUUUACACAGUGUUAUAUUUUUGGUAGGAUAUUUAAUAUAUAAAUUGAUUGGAUUAUCUUUAUACUCUAUUUGCUAGAGAAAUGUGGAAGCAAAGACUGUUGAAAAAGAAAUAGAAUUUUUUUUUGCUGCUAGUCUUUCAUCUUUAUUUUUUGCCUUUUUCGUAUUAUAUGUAUUAAAAAGCAUAAACUUUGAAAUGCUGGUUGGGUUUUUUCCGUAGAAUUAAAGAUUUCUUACUGUGGGGGCGGGGGGCAGCACUUUGAUUCAUAUUUAUACUUACUAGGAAACCCCUGAAUGUGCAAAGUCAGCUCUAAUAAAGAUUGUCACUAAACAGUGAA
This is a messenger RNA of Lonchura striata (white-rumped munia), 2757 nucleotides long. RefSeq names its product osteoclastogenesis associated transmembrane protein 1 (gene OSTM1). The record is from RefSeq and is a predicted model, not a curated record. Gene Ontology annotation, cellular component: cytosol. NCBI's taxonomy places the organism in Eukaryota, Metazoa, Chordata, Aves, Passeriformes, Estrildidae.